CAGCGAUGUACAGCAGUCUGUGCGUGUGCGUGCUCCUCGCCGUGCUCUCGGCGAGCUCCUUCGGACAGCAGAGCGCGGGCUCGCGCGAUGGGAGCGCCCUGGCUGCCGAGCUGGAGCAGAGCCUGACAGAGCGGCACCGGCCCGUCCGCGCCCCGUCCUCCGCCGGCCCGCUGAAACCCGGCCCGCGCCUGGACGGAGGCAUCGACCAAAGAGCCAACAUCGGCGCCUUGUUGGCCAAGUAUCUCCAGCAAGCCAGAAAAGGUCCCAGUGGAAGGAUCUCAGUUAUGGGAAACAGGGUACAGAGCUUCGAUCCUACGCAUAGGAUAAAUGACAGAGACUACAUGGGCUGGAUGGAUUUUGGACGCCGCAGUGCUGAAGAAUAUGAAUAUUCCUCCUAAAGAACCACAAACUAUAGCAACAGAAAGAAAAAAAAAAUCUAACAACUCCCAUGUCUGUACAGAAGGAGAAAAAUUAAUUUGUUGUUCUCUUCAAAUCAGUGUUUUAAAAUAUAUUAUGUACUUGAUGUAAAUUUGUCUGUAAGACUAUACAAUGCAAUAUAUACAUAUGCAGAAUUUUCCAGGAAAUGUUUUCUUUUUUUCUGUGGUUUCUCAUACUCUGAUAUUGAAUUAAAAUUAUUUC
Messenger RNA from Tinamus guttatus (white-throated tinamou), 639 nucleotides. The record is from RefSeq and is a predicted model, not a curated record. NCBI's taxonomy places the organism in Eukaryota, Metazoa, Chordata, Aves, Tinamiformes, Tinamidae.